Molecule: messenger RNA, 1563 nt
Organism: Talaromyces marneffei
Lineage: Eukaryota; Fungi; Ascomycota; Eurotiomycetes; Eurotiales; Trichocomaceae
Exons: 1
Coding region: 1-1563 (520 amino acids)
Biological process (GO): heme biosynthetic process
Cellular component (GO): membrane; mitochondrion
Molecular function (GO): protoheme IX farnesyltransferase activity
Source: RefSeq, a predicted model, not a curated record
AUGCUUCUACGACCAGCAUUGAUCCGGCCUCCCGUGGCCCGAGACGCGGCUUCGACAUGUUCCCGUUGCAUAUUCCAGGCGAGUAUAGCUUCACAACGAAGUUUCGCAACGUCAUCAGCCCGACGAUUGAGGACUAUUAGCGGCUCACCGAGUACUCCAAGCUUAUUUCAGAAGAAAGAAUUCUUCAUCGCCUACAAUCCAUCGAAACGCGUAUUCAAGAAUGGGUUUUUUUCGUCCUUACCUCCAACCCGAGGCCAUACGGCAUCCCUCAGUACAGACAGCUCAACAAUCAACACCCCGAUUGCUUCAGGAAGAUCAGAACAAACACAAGAACUCCCUCACAGGCGGCGUAAACGACUCAAAGAAGAACAAUCUCGGGGGGAAAAUGCCACCCCCGAAGAACAAUUGCCAUUAGACGCCUCGGCCCAACUCUCCGCCAUAUCCUCCUCCCUCCCAAGCGCUUCCCUACGCAGAAAAUGUGCAGCAUACCUCGCACUCGCCAAACCUCGAUUAUCCGUUCUUAUUCUCCUUUCUACAACAUCUGCUUAUGGAUUGUACCCUAUAACAACACUACUCGCCCUUGACCCUUCCGUCGCUCAACUUCCGACUCUCUCAACCUCGACGCUCACAUUCCUAUAUCUUACGGCAGGCACAUUCCUCUCUUCAGCCAGUGCCAAUGCAUUUAACAUGUUCUUUGAGCCCAAAUACGACGCUCUCAUGUCGCGAACACGUAACAGGCCUCUUGUGCGAGGACUCGUUUCUACCCGCGGAGCACUGAUUUUCGCCAUUGCGACCAGUCUCGUUGGCGUCGGUCUGUUGUAUAUCGGCACAAACCCAACCGUCGCCGGUCUGUCAGCCGCUAAUGUCGUUUUGUACGGUUUCAUCUACACCCCCAUGAAACGGGUGCAUGUAAUCAAUACAUGGAUCGGCGCCAUCGUCGGCGCAAUCCCCCCCAUGAUGGGCUGGGUAGCCGCCGCGGGACAAACCGCUACAACAGGCCAUGAUACAUGGAAGGACAUGCUGUUCAGUGAAGAAAGCAUCGGCGGAUGGAUAUUAGCGUCAAUGUUAUUUGCCUGGCAAUUCCCGCACUUCAAUUCCUUGUCGCAUCUCAUUCGAUUUGAGUACAAAGCCGCAGGCCACCAGAUGAUGUGCUGGGUAAACCCGGCCAGAAACGCGCGUGUCGCACUGAGGUACUCGGUGCUCAUGUUCCCCAUCGCGUUCGGGUUCUGGUGGGCCGGAUACGUGAACAAUUGGUUCCUUGUCAGUAGUUCGUUGGCGAAUGGAUGGAUGUUGAAAGAAGCAUAUCGAUUCUGGAAAUAUCAAGGCAGCAAGGGCAGUGCGCGGGGCCUGUUUUGGGCUAGUGUGUGGCAGUUGCCGAUCUUCUUGAUUGGCGGUCUUGCCACGAAAAAGGGAGUGUGGGAUGGAGUUUGGAGGAGGAUUUUUGGCGAGGAGGAGGAGGAGGAAGACGAGUUGUACGAAGAUGAGGUGGAAGAAGAUAGCCUUCCUACCAAGACGGGGAAGGAUAGUAUUGUGCCGCUGAAAGUGGUUCAAUCAAGAGCAUAG